Molecule: messenger RNA, 1343 nt
Organism: Musa acuminata subsp. malaccensis (wild Malaysian banana)
Lineage: Eukaryota; Viridiplantae; Streptophyta; Magnoliopsida; Zingiberales; Musaceae
Product: B3 domain-containing protein Os11g0156000-like
Molecular function (GO): DNA binding; DNA-binding transcription factor activity
Source: RefSeq, a predicted model, not a curated record
AACACCAGCUGAAGACAAAGGAUGUCUUCCAGCAGAUACAAAAACCGAACACGGUUCUAUUCAGAUGUACUUACACAGACCACCCACAUGGAAUGCAAUUGCUGAUGAGGCCGAAAUGGCAGCACUCACCAGUACAUGAUGUGUAGGUAGCAUUCUAGGAGCAGAAGAUAUUUAAUGCUUCCUGUCCGCCUACGUUUAGGAAACACUCUUCUGCCAGCCUCACUCUCACCUGUUCAGAUCGACGAGUUGCAUUGCAGACAUGUCCAUGAACCCUAUAACUCAACAUCACCCACAAUUUUGCUCUUGGGCGCCACCCUUGGGUAAUCCCCACCUGUACCGCCAUCACACGUACCGAGUGUCGCAGGAAGGAGACCAGUAUGAGAGAGAGCACAUGUUCGAGAAGUCCCUGACUCCAAGCGACGUAGGCAAGCUGAACAGGCUGGUCAUACCAAAGCAUUACGCGGAGAAGUACCUCCCCCUCGACGGCGAGGCGGGCGAGAGAGGUCUUCUUCUGAGCUUCGAGGAUGAGUCGGGUAAGCCAUGGCGGUUCCGCUACUCGUACUGGAGUAGUAGCCAGAGCUACGUGCUGACCAAAGGCUGGAGCCGCUUCGUCAAGGAAAAGGGGCUCGAUGCCGGGGACCUUGUGAGCUUCGGGCGUCUACGGGGGGGAGUCGACCGUCUCUGCAUCAGUUGCAGGCGCCGCGGUGAAAACGAGAGACCACCAGCGGCUUGCACUGCGACCACGGGCGACGCCGCCGUCCCAUGGAGCCCCACAUGCUACACGGCGAGGGCGCAUGCUCCGACGAGCCACACAGGUGACCAAGACCUGUCAAUGGCACCCACUCACUCGAAGCGUUUGAGACUGUUCGGCGUUAAUCUGGACUGUGCGCCGGCGCCGGAGCCGGAGACAAAACUGGUUCUUGCUCUGGAAACAGAGUCAACUCGUUCCGGCCACCAAUGCCUCCACAAGCAUAUCUACUAGAGAUUGGCAUCCGCGGUAAUUCAAGCUGAUUUAGAUGGAGGAGAAGAAAGAGGAAGAUGCUGAGGCCAUGUUCCGACAUCCUACCGACCAGUUCUCUCCUUCCCCAGGUGACAGACACCCAAGAACCAGGGCAGAGCAGUAAGUGAGGAGAAGAAAACAAGGGAGGGAUUGAAAAGUAACAGUAGCAGUGGCAGUAGAAGUAGUAGAGAAUCGUGAGGUUCCUUAGCUUUAGCUACUCACGAUUUGCAUGUACUUAAUUUUGUAAGCCGAUCGAGAACCGAUAAAGUGAUCUAAUGGCACUGUAAUCGAUCAUUUCCUGUUUGAUUUUGCUUCCAUGAAUUGCCAAAGUCUUUACUAGCGA